Anarrhichthys ocellatus (wolf-eel) is the source of this 848-nucleotide messenger RNA. It is a transcript of the gene c1qtnf6b, whose product is annotated as C1q and TNF related 6b. The record is from RefSeq and is a predicted model, not a curated record. Gene Ontology annotation, molecular function: protein binding. The transcript has 2 exons. The coding region runs from base 19 to 747 and encodes 242 amino acids. Lineage: Eukaryota; Metazoa; Chordata; Actinopteri; Perciformes; Anarhichadidae.
CGCCAGCUCGUGACAGCCAUGUCGGCGGUGUGUCUCAGGCUGCUCUUGCUCCUCCCCCUGGCUUGCUGCGUCCCCUCCCCCUCCAGACCUCCCUCCAGGCUCUGCAGGCGGUGCUGCGACCACCCGGAGACCCCCGCCGCCACGGCCCAAUAUCAGAUACCGGAGGUCCGCACCAUCAUCAACAUGACCAUCCUCAAAGGUGAUAAAGGAGACAGAGGGGACAAGGGUACACUUGGCAAGCCCGGUUUGGAGGGAGCGGUGGGCCACCGAGGACCCGUGGGCCCUAAAGGCACCAAAGGCCAGGCCGGCUCCCCUGGAGACGCCUGCAAGAUCCCUCACUCCUCCUUCUCGGUGGGCCGUCGCAAGUCGCUGCACAGCAUAGACUACUACCAGGCGCUGGUGUUCGACACGGUGUUCGUCAACCUCCAGGAGCACUUCAACAUGUUCAAGGGAAAGUUCUACUGCUACGUGCCGGGGAUCUACUUCUUCAACGUCAACAUCCACACCUGGAACUUCAAGGAGACCUACCUGCACCUGAUGCACAACGACAAGGAGCAGGUGAUCCUGUACGCCCAGCCCAGCGAGAGGUCCAUCAUGCAGAGCCAGAGCGUCAUGAUGGACCUGGCCCUGAACGACGAGGUCUGGGUCCGGCUCUACAAGAGGGAGAGGGAGAACGCCGUGUACAGCGACGACGUGGAUGUUUACAUCACCUUCAACGGAUACCUGCUGGCACCGAGCAUCCAGUGAGGAUGGCGGGAGGAGUGCUUCCUCUGUUUUGCCAAGAAAAGGAGAACAAAAGGAGGACGUUACAAGUUUGGUGCUUAUUAAAAAUCCCUUUUUGCAGCCUG